AUGGCGGCAGCGGGCCCCGCGCCUGCUGAGCCUGAGCGCCCGUGGCGCGCCCAGCUUCUUCACUACACCCGCCGCCACUAUUAUGCCCUGCUGCAUCGCUGGUCUUUGCUGCAUUCGCCUCUGUUGCUCGACUGGAAAACCUUCUGCGCUGUGUUUCUACCCGCGGACGUCCUUGCCGAAGGCAGCGCCAGCACUGCAAGCCCCGGUAUGAGGCCGCGAUGGACAGAUCGCAGCAAGAGAAGUUGCCGCGCUCAGGCGCUGCAUCAUGGCGCGGAAGACGGAGGUCCAGGGUACCCAGUACGCGGCGGCCGUGGCGAGAUAGAGUCCGUGGCUGCUACCACCCCCGGCGAUCACGGGCCGGCUCCCUCCGCGUCAUCAUCAGGAAUGCAUUCGCCUGAGCACACCCCUCAUCGGGGUGUCAGCAAGCAUGGAGAAGUCGCAAGCGAAAAUGCCACGAAUGUGUGGCCGUCGCUCCUGCAAGUGAACCGCACUCUCGAUGAGUCUGGAGGGGUGGGAGCGGCCGAAGACGUAGACCAGUUCUGCGAGGCAGCAGAAAGCCUGAAAACAUUGGCUGAGGACGUCUGGGACGCGUUCCACGUUGGCGGCGGCCUUGAGGCGCUUCAGCUUCUCGGCGGCCUCGCCUGGCUGCUACCGUCAUGCCUCAGGACGAAGGCUAGGGCCCUGACUCGCGUCUUCGACGUCACGCGCACAGGCCAUCUGUCCUGCACGGAGCUCUCGAUUCUGCUCGACAGGAGCCUCCGCGGCCUCGCUCGCCUGGUGGCGUGCCAAGCGAUAUCGGCUGUAGCUACACCGUACAGCGCUGCCCUUCUAAACCAGGCGAUCGCGGAAAGGCACGUCGCUCAGGAGGCAGAUGAAGGUGGCGGAAGCGACCACGGGAGACACCUCGCAGCCUCACGAAUCGCCGGGAGGGGCGACGGCCACCAGAUCAGCGCAACAGAGACACCCGAGGCGGUUCACGCCGUCAGCAAUGACCCCGUUGCGUGGGAGUUCUUAGUGGGCGUUCUUCAAGAGAUUGAGUGGUGCAUUGCGCGGUGCCUGCGGCCUUCUCUGGCAAUGGCGGAGACGCUGCUCCUGGCGUUCCCCAGCGCCUCGCUGCCGUGGAUCGCCUGGCUGCAGCCUGGAGCGCUUUUUCUCGGGCGAUUCGAGAUCCUGCGCCUGCUGCAUCACAGCUCGCGUGCGCCGCAGGGGCGGGUGGUGCUGAAGGUACAGGAGAAGAAAACUGGCGUGACCUUCGCGCUCAAAGUCGUCGUCAAGCGAGACGCGCAUGGCCUCAUGCAGAGCGGAAUCUGCAGUCCUGACUCUGGCGUCGUCUCUGCGGUGGUCGCCCCGGCGCUUCGGAGCUCCUCCUUUCUUGCAGAGGCGCGGCAUCUGCAGAGGCAUGCGCAGCAGGCGCGAGAGGCGGGUCGCGGCCACACGGCGCGCUGCGCACUCCACGGGGAGGCGCCGCCAGUUGCUUUUCAGCUCUUGGCGUGGGAGGACGGCGAGACGCUGCAGGCUUUUCUGGCGCAGAGACGGCGAGACAUGGGGGUCUCGACCCCCCCGGCUUGGCGCGCGAAUGUGGAGGCGACUGCUGACAAGAAGCAUCCUGCGCUAGCCUCUUCACCGUCGCCUGCAGGUGCGCUGCGGCCGUCGCCUGAAGCCUCCCACCUCCUCGCGCCGGCGUUCUCUGAGACAGAGCUGGUGGCCUUGUGGCUCGCGCUGCUCUCGCUGCUGCAGGAACAGCAUCGCGUCGGCGUCACGCACAGCCAGCUGAAACCAAGCAAAAUUCUGCUUCAGAACGCAGCAGACAGCCUCGGCCUUCUCGCGGCCGCCUCGCCGUCACACGGGCCAAGCGGCGCACGGCCGUCGCCGCAUGCGUCUUCCGCUGCGCAGUCGCGAACCGACGAAGAAGCAGAGGGGGGGCGUGUACAGGGACGCGCAGCAGCGGAAGAUGUCAAAAACGAGGACCUGAACAGCCACACAGGGCAGGACGUCGAGACACAAGGUGACCAGUCCUUCUCAGAAAAAUCACUAAUCCUUCUCGACUGGCAACUUGGAAUAGAGGGCCAACAGGUGGAGAAGUCACUUUCGUCUUGCCUUCGCGAAGCACAUCUGGGAUCUCUGCAGUUUGCUUCCUCGAGGUACGCUUAUCCUUCUUCCCCUGCGUCGCAGUCUCAGGCUGGCGAGGUGUACGUACACCCGUUUGGCGCAGCCCCGCCUGCGCCGGCGGAGCUUUGCGAGGCGCCGUCUCCCGCGUUGGAGGACGAAGUGUGCGCUCUCGUGGGCCACGCAAAGCGAGAGCUCUGUCGCGCGCUCGACGCGAUUUCGCCAGAAGACAUCGAGCAAGAAAUUCGCGCGUUCUGUGGCGCUGGCGAUAGCGAGGGAUACGCGCCUCCUGAGCAGCAGCUGCUCGCCCUCUGUCAAGCUGCUCAGGCGGCGUCUGCUGAUCGCGGCGACGCGAGCGGCCAGGGCAUGUGGAAUCGCUGUGAUGGAGGAAGUGCGGAGGUUUGCGAGGGACUUGAGGGCGGCGGAGGCGCGCGAGCUGCCCGUUUGUCGCCGCCUGGAGGUGCCGCGCCGCCCUCGCUCUCCCUUCGUAAAACAUGGGAUAUCUACGCCACGGCGAGGAUCGUCGAGGAGUGCGCUACCCUUCACCCGCCGGUCGCGCAGCGCAUGCGGCCGAAUUUCUGGGCGCAGUUCGGCUGGCGGCAGAUACAUGCGGAGGAGGCCCUCGAGGUGGUCAACUGCGGCCGCUUCGGGCGCGAGGCACGAGACUCAGAGGGCGCGAGGGGGAGGACUGUGAAGAGGCGGAGGCGUCGUGGCCCUUGGAGGAAGAAAGCGAGAAGUGUCCACGAAGAGUCGCCGAGCGACCGUCGAGUGGAAAAGGGCAAGACGAUGAAGACCCAGAGGCAUGGCAAGAGACGGGCUCUGCAUCCUGCGGCGCAGAAGAGAUUUCGAGACGUCGAAGAGCUUCGCGAGCAGCUCGAGGACUUGGCGCAGAAUCUCCGCCGCCUGCCGCGUGCCUUGGCUGCCGCCGCGCGAGACUGUCUCCGCCUCGCCGGCGCGAGUCGCGAGAAGCCUUCAAGCGCAGCCCGGGGCGCCGCCUCGCCUGCGCCCCCCGCCGCGGCUUCGUGCGCGAAUUCCGAGGCGUUCUCAGGCAGGCCAGCGUUUGCCGCGCAGCAGACCGAGUCUGCCGGCAUGGAUCUGCGGCGGCUGCAGUUCGGGCCCUUCCGCAUUCGCUACCUCGCCAAAUUCGCAAGGUACCUAAACGUCGCGACGCUCGUGCUGCCCUCCGCGUCGGCCUCCACGCGCGCCGCCUACGGCGACGCCUCUGCAGCGCUCUCGUCUGCUUCGCGAGAUGACGACGUAAUCGUCAUUCCCCUUGGCAAGAUGCUCAACCGCGAGGAGAGGCAUCUGGACUUAAGCGGGAAGAACUUGACGUCGCUCGAGACGAUUCUUAUCACGCGAACGCUGCUGAAUGCCUCAUGGCUAGAAGAACUCCAUCUGAACGACAACGCCUUCGGCUCUGCGCCUCCCCGGGGCGUGCCUUCGCGCGAGCUCCUAAGCGCGGGCGAGGCCUUCGCGCCGUCGCCGCCCCAGCAGCUGCGAAGCUCUUCGCCAGCAGAGGGGCACUCGCAGGGGCAGGAGGCGCGAAGCUCCUGGGGGCGAGGCAGCAACGCAGCUGCGCAGCUCCUUGGCGUCUCGCUGACAUGCAUGCGAAACCUCAAAGUCCUCAACUUGAAUCGCUGCCAACUCUCUCCGGUCGACAGCCUGCAUCUCCUCGAGUGCCUGCGGCGCUGCUCCAGCCUGCGGCGGCUGUUGUUGAGCAGCUCGUUGAUGUGCGACUCUCCCUCUGCCGAGGCUGGCACGCUGUCGCUCUGCACCUCUGCGCGGGCGUCGUCCUUUACCGCGUCUUCGCGAUCCCCGUGCUCGUCGUUCGUUUCGCUGUCGCCAUCGAUGCCGCUGGCCUCUUGGCAACUGUCGUCGAGGACGCGCCGCGAUAGAGCCCUGCAGCAGCGGCAGAGCCGCAGCAGCUUGGCGGCGCUAGAGGGGCCUCGAGAAGGAAGCGGGAGAGGAGACUCCGGAGGCGCAGGCGGCGACGAGGAUUUUGAGAACGAGCAGGUAUGCCGGCUGGCGGCGAAGGCGCUGAAAUAUGACUGGCCGCUGAUGGAAGAAGUCGACUUCAGUCUCGCGGAAAUCUCCGACGCCGGCCUCGACCUCCUCGCAGACGCCAUUGCCAGCCACGCGCAUCUCCAGCACGUAAACCUCAGCGGCAACCCCAUCACCGUCGUGGGCCUGCGGUCGCUGUGUCGCGCGCUGCGGGCGAACCGCAGCGUGGGCCUGCUGAGCCUGAAGGAGAUCUCCGCCCUCGAACAACGCCCAGACAGUCCGACUCCUGUCGAAGAGAACGCGUCAGCGCUGCAGAAAUCGAGGGAGAGCCUGAAACGGCGGUCUGUCGCCCCGGGAGGCGCGAGAGAUCGCGGCGGCAAAGGAGAGGAAGCCCCGCAGGAAGACGACGAGGCUUCACUUCUUCUCCAGAUGCUCGAGCGAGCUGUGGGCUUCAACGUUCAGUUCAAAGAACUCCGACGCCACGCCUCUGUCUUCGACCUGCCUGUCGGCGCAUCGCUCAUGAGCGAGACGCUGGCCUCCUGGCUGGAGGGAGACUCCUACCUUCAGAAAAAACUUUUGCUGCACCUGCAGCACGUUCGCCGCCUCCAUCAACGCGAAUCCGGGACCGCAACAACUACGGGGCGCGUUCGCAGGCACGGAAGGCAGCUCACUGCCUCAUCGGCAGUGUCGUCCUCGAUGCGUCUGCCUAGCGAUGGAUUACACGGCGACAAAUGGGGACAGGGGACGCCAAGCGGCGAGCAAGCUGAGGCCGCGUCUCCGCCGGUUACCGGCACAACCGCUAGUUGGGCUCCAGGCGGGAGCGAGAGGGGCAGAAACGCGCCGAAGCGGGACGGCAGAGCGCGGUCCUCGGCCCUCGGCUCCGUGGGCUUCGGUGCCGAAUCGGAGACGAAGGGAAGCGGUGACGAAGGAGCAGGGGGGGAGAAAAUCGAGAGUUGGAACUUUGGACGUUUCAGGGCUCCAGACCAGGGCGAGGAAAGACGAGAUGCAGAGGGAGAGAACAGAAGAGUGUGCGAACGCGCCAACGAGUGCGAAGGCAGUGAAAAACAAGUUGAAGGAGGAAGAAGAGAGUUUCGUGUGCGCUUCUGCUCAGGAGGCGAUGGAGCGGAAGAACCCCCACGAGGGGAGCCAAGCGUCGCGUCGUACGAUGCAGCACAAAAAGACAGAGCCGCUGCGACUGCAUGCGACGACGAAGACCGCUUCUACAUCGAACUCGAAAAUGCACUCGCCGAUAAAAUGCUAACAGCUGACGGGUCGUCGCUCAAGUCCAGCCUCUUCCCAGCGUUCAAAGAGGCCGAUCUCAAAGAACUCGAAGGGAUCCUGAAUGUCAAGCCUCGUUGGCAAACGCUACAGGGGCGCCAAGGCGACAAGGGCGAGGACAUGCGGUAG
Besnoitia besnoiti is the source of this 5514-nucleotide messenger RNA. RefSeq lists its product as uncharacterized. The record is from RefSeq and is a predicted model, not a curated record. Lineage: Eukaryota; Apicomplexa; Conoidasida; Eucoccidiorida; Sarcocystidae. The coding region runs from base 1 to 5514 and encodes 1837 amino acids. The transcript is spliced from 10 exons. Gene Ontology annotation, molecular function: protein binding.